Mercenaria mercenaria is the source of this 365-nucleotide messenger RNA. RefSeq lists its product as uncharacterized. Lineage: Eukaryota; Metazoa; Mollusca; Bivalvia; Venerida; Veneridae. Bases 12 to 356 code for a protein of 114 amino acids. The transcript is spliced from 2 exons. The record is from RefSeq and is a predicted model, not a curated record.
AUAAAUAUAUCAUGAAGUCAAAAGUAUAUUGUUUCUCAUCUGAUUUAUAUUCAAGACGAAAUGGAAAACAGCGACAGGAAGUUACUUUACGUUUAAAGAAUGCAGUUGAAUAUAACCAUGGAACAGCAGCUUGUAGAAUCAUGGAAGAUUCAGGUCAUGUGUAUGCAGAGCCAAAUGAAGACCAGACUGAAGAAGGACUUUCAGGGAAUACAAAACACGAUGCAGUCUGCCGAGAAGGCACCAGAACAAACAGUUACAUGUAUAUUCAUCCGAUAUAUUCUGUUUCACAAAACACAAAUGAAUACGAAGAGAUUGAUAAUAAAACGUUGCCGUCCGGAUCAUGUUUCCGAGAAUGAAGGACAUUU